Messenger RNA from Malaclemys terrapin pileata, 591 nucleotides. Its product is annotated as natural killer cells antigen CD94-like. The transcript has 5 exons. The record is from RefSeq and is a predicted model, not a curated record. Bases 1 to 591 code for a protein of 196 amino acids. NCBI's taxonomy places the organism in Eukaryota, Metazoa, Chordata, Testudines, Emydidae.
AUGAGUGAGCAGGAAGUGACCUACACAGAACUGAAAUUUCACACUACUUCCAAACAGCAGAGAAUACAGAGACCAAAGACCAUCAAGAACAAAGUUUUCCAGGCAUCCCAUCCAUCAGGAAAUUUCACCCACAAGCAACUGGUUACACACCCCAGCCAAGAAACAUACAAGAAAACUGGAGGACAUAAAUUCAGCCCUUGCCCAGAGGACUGGAGGCAACUUGGAAAUUCCUGUUACCUCUAUUCUACAAACUGGAUGACUUGGCAAAGGAGUAAAGAUUACUGCACUUCUUUGGGCUCCAACCUCCUUAAAAUUGACAGCAAGGAAGAAUGGGAUUUCAUAAAUUUAAAAACACAUUCUUAUCACUGGAUUGGACUAUCCCAUAAUGCAGUUUAUGAUUCCUGGGUGUGGGAGGAUGGCACAGCUCCUUCCAGUGACCUGUUUACAGUAACCCAACUUUACCCUCCAGGGGGCUGCGUACUCUUUGUCCAAAAAGAAGCCAAGUCUUAUAAUUGUGAAGAUGAAAACCCCUGUAUUUGUGAGAAGGCUGUUCACCCAGGACCUACUAUGUUGGCAGAAGGAGACACAUAG